Molecule: messenger RNA, 462 nt
Organism: Sclerotinia borealis F-4128
Lineage: Eukaryota; Fungi; Ascomycota; Leotiomycetes; Helotiales; Sclerotiniaceae
Source: the annotation of a GenBank genome assembly
AUGGCUGACGAAGAAUAUGAUGCCCAAAAGGCUGCCGAGAUCAAGGCAAAGAGAUCUUUCCGCAAGUUUUCUUACCGUGGUAUCGACCUCGACCAACUCCUCGACCUCUCCUCCGACCAACUUCGCGAUGUCGUCCACGCUCGUGCUCGCCGUAGGUUCAACCGCGGUUUGAAGCGCAAGCCUAUGGGUCUCAUCAAGAAGCUCCGUAAAGCCAAGCAAGAGGCUAGGCCAAACGAGAAGCCUGAUUUGGUCAAGACUCACUUGAGAGAUAUGAUCGUUGUCCCAGAAAUGAUUGGCAGCGUCAUCGGUAUCUACUCCGGAAAGGAGUUCAACCAGGUCGAAAUCAAGCCUGAGAUGGUUGGUCACUACUUGGCCGAGUUCUCUAUCUCUUACCGACCAGUCAAGCACGGAAGACCCGGUAUCGGAGCCACUCACUCUUCCCGUUUCAUUCCCCUCAAGUAA